Arabidopsis arenosa is the source of this 1351-nucleotide messenger RNA. The record is from the annotation of a GenBank genome assembly. Lineage: Eukaryota; Viridiplantae; Streptophyta; Magnoliopsida; Brassicales; Brassicaceae.
CAUAUUUCUCUCUUCUCCAAUUCUCUCUCUAGAUUUUGUUCAGAAACUUGUCUUAAAAACUCUCACUCUCCCCCAAAGUAAACAAACAUACCAACAAAACACCAAAUGGGUCUCACUUCUCUUCAAGUUUGCAUGGAUUCUGAUUGGCUCCAGGAAGCUGAGUCAUCAGGAGGAAGCAUGUUAGACUCUUCAACGACUUCUCCAUCAGCAGCCGACAUACUAGCUGCUUGCAGCACUAGACCACAAGCCUCGGCCGUGGCUGUAGCCGCUGCGGCUCUGAUGGACGGUGGAAGGAGGCUGCGUCCACCUCACGACCAUCCUCAAAAGUGUCCUCGUUGCGAGUCAACACACACUAAGUUCUGUUACUACAAUAACUAUAGCCUCUCUCAGCCUCGUUACUUCUGCAAGACUUGUCGCCGUUACUGGACCAAAGGCGGCACUCUAAGGAAUAUUCCGGUCGGUGGUGGAUGCCGUAAAAACAAGAAACCAUCUUCCUCUAAUUCCUCCCCAUCCACUUCUUCCGGCAAAAAACCAUCCAACAUCGUUACCACCAAUACCACUGAUCUUAUGGCUUUAGCACAUUCUCAUCAAAAUUACCAAAACUACCAAAAUUCCCCUCUAGGGUUUUCACAUUUUGGUGGGAUGAUGGGUUCUUACUCAACUCCGGAGCAUGGUAACGUUGGUUUCUUGGAGAGCAAGUAUGGCGGUUUGCUUUCGCAGAGCCCUAGACCUAUUGAUUUCUUGGACAGUAAGUUUGAUCUCAUGGGAGUGAACAAUGACAACCUGGUCAUGGUUGAUCAUGGAAGUAACGGAGAUCAUCGUCAUCAUAGUAAUCAUCACAUGGGUCUGAAUCACGGGUUAGGUCUUAAUAACAGCAACAACAAUGGUGGAUUUAAUGGGAUUUCUCCGGGAGGCAAUGGAAAUGGUGGUGGUCUCAUGGAUAUAUCGACAUGCCAAAGACUUAUGCUAUCUAAUUAUGAUCAUCAUCAUUAUAAUCAUCAAGAAGAUCAUCAAAGGGUAGCAACAAUAAUGGAUGUGAAGCCAAAUACGAAGUUGUUAUCGCUUGAUUGGCAGCAAGAUCAAGGCUACUCAAAUGGUGGUGGUAGCGGAGGCGUAGGAAAAUCUGACGGUGGUGGAUACGGCAAUGGUGGUUAUAUCAAUGGUUUAGGUUCGUCGUGGAAUGGUUUGAUGAAUGGCUAUGGAUCGUCCACUAAAACAAACUCCUUGGUUUGAUAAGUUAAUCAGAACUUUUUUCUCUUGUUGUCAUCAACUAGUAGUAGUAGUAGUAGUAGUAGAGAAGCAAUUAUAAUUAUAUAUGGGUUUGUUUGCUUAGCCAGUUUUAAUUUCGUAA